AUGGAGGCGGUGAACUUCAGGUCUGGGAAGUUGGAUUUCGACGGUGUUGACCCAGAACUGGGUCAGCAUCUCCUUGAACUUCACUGGAACCGGCAGCAUCAUUCGUUCUUAAUCACCUACAGACCGGCGUUCAUGCGCGACAUGGCGUGUAGUGGACCGUAUUUCUCCAAAAUUCUCCUUAAUGCCAUCUACUUUGGGGCUUCUAAGUUUAGUCCCCGCUUGGAAGUUCGUAAAGACCCAAAUGAUGUUAGAACUGCCGGCUGGAAGUUCAGACAGAGGGUUAAAGAACUACUUGGUAACGCAUUAGAUGGUAGCGAAAUCACUACAAUACAGGCGCUCUUGGUCAUGACCAAUUCACUCUUUGCGCUGGGCGACGAGAGAAGCGCCGCAUGGCUUUACGCUGGACUCGCCUUUCGGAUGAUCAUCGAUCUUGGACUCCAAGUUGAUGCCUUGCCCAGCCUGCAGAAGUUCUCUGACGAGGACCUGGAGAUCAGGCGAAGAGUGUUCUGGGGUGCUUUCGUGGUGGACAAGAUCCAAAGCUUGUACCAAGGUCGACCUGUAAGCCUACAAGAAACAGACACCCGAGUGCCGAUCUUAUUCCUCGACACCUACGAGGAGCUCGAACAAUGGGCUCCAUUCGCCUAUUCCGCGCAGUCCGAUAGUAGAUACUCUGGUUCGCCGGCGUACAGUGUUUCGACAUUUACAGCGCUCUGCCAGCUAUCAGUCAUCAUGAACGACAUUCUAAACCACAUCUACGCUGAACGGAGUUUUGAUCGAGAGCCCACCGAGCUCUCAAAAAUCCUCGAGAAUCUGCAUUCCAAGCUCGAAGUUUGGCACAACGCACUUCCUUCGCAUCUCCUUUUUGAUCCCACUAAGGCUCCGUCAUUAGCACCCCCGCCGCAUGUGCUAUCGCUAAUUGCGAUGUAUCAUGUUCUUCUGAUAUUGCUCCAUCGUCCAUUUGUAGCCGACGGCCAUCUCUACACCACCUCCCGCUCCAUUUCGGUUAACUCCUUCUUAACCUGUGCAACGGCAGCCUCCCAAAUCGUCCGCCUGCUCAGAGCCUACGACAAAGCAUUUUCAAUUCGUCGAGCUCCUUACCUCAUUUCCUAUGCGACAUACGUCAGUGCUACAAUUCACGCGCGGAUUGCUGCCAAACGGGGCCCGGGAUCUGAAGCGCGUAGAAGCCUGGAAACAUGCCUAGCUGUCUUUCGGGAAAACCAGGAGACCAACUGGGCUGUGAGAAGGGCUAAAGUCAUAGUUGAAACCCUCAUGAAGAGACUGGGCGUGGUCCUUCCAGAGGGGAGCAACAGAAUGCAGAUUAGUGAUGAAUCAAGGGAAGAGAAUGAGAUGGAUGAUGAUCCUUCGAGUGCCAGCCGCAGCGAAAUCAACGUCGAUACGGAAGCUGUAACACCACGCCAAGAGGGUGCAAUGGAUCAUAUUUCGCCAAAUCUGGACAUUGAUGCUGUCAUUCAGAGUUUCGCACGAGAGCAACAGGAAGACAACGCUUUUCCCGAGAGAGGUUACACGAGUGCAGCCUUUCCCUCGUCUGGCAUGGGUUACUCAAUGCCGCGUCCUCAUUUUGUUGAUCCAUCUACACAAGCGACGUACUAUCAGCAUCUCUCAGACUUUAACCCCGACAUAAAUAGUAACUGGCAAGAACCAGUAAAUCCGUCAGCUGUAUCUAUCGAUGAUCUCCUUUUUGGUUUCAGUGGGUCAGCGCUAGAUGGUUAUUCUAUUCCCGGAUGGCCUUGA
Messenger RNA from Coniosporium apollinis CBS 100218, 1752 nucleotides. RefSeq lists its product as uncharacterized. Gene Ontology annotation, biological process: DNA-templated transcription. The record is from RefSeq and is a predicted model, not a curated record. NCBI's taxonomy places the organism in Eukaryota, Fungi, Ascomycota, Dothideomycetes. Bases 1 to 1752 code for a protein of 583 amino acids. Gene Ontology annotation, molecular function: DNA binding; zinc ion binding. The transcript is spliced from 3 exons.